This is a messenger RNA of Cucumis melo (muskmelon), 453 nucleotides long. RefSeq names its product basic leucine zipper 4. Gene Ontology annotation, molecular function: DNA-binding transcription factor activity; transcription cis-regulatory region binding. Gene Ontology annotation, biological process: positive regulation of DNA-templated transcription. Gene Ontology annotation, cellular component: nucleus. The transcript has a single exon. The record is from RefSeq and is a predicted model, not a curated record. The coding region runs from base 1 to 453 and encodes 150 amino acids. NCBI's taxonomy places the organism in Eukaryota, Viridiplantae, Streptophyta, Magnoliopsida, Cucurbitales, Cucurbitaceae.
AUGGCAAUGCUGAACAUGGGUGAAGAUGGAGUUGGGUUUCAGUGUGAGGUACCUGAUCAGAAUAAUCAUGAGUUCACUGCCACCGAAAUAGAAGAGCUCUUGUCACUCUUUCUAGCCAACGACGGCCCCCCAAGUCCUGGUUCCGAUUCGCAGGGCUCGCUGCGAACCUCAGCAACUUGUUCGACCAAUGAGAAUGAGAGGAAGUUGCGGCGGAUGAUAUCAAACCGGGAGUCGGCCCGGCGAUCUCGGUGGAGGAAGAAGAGACAUUUGGAAGAUCUAACUAAUGAGGUGAACCGGUUGAUGAUGCAGAACCGGGAAUUGAAGGAUCGGCUAGGUCGGAUUCUGAACAGCCGUCAUAUGGUUAUGAGAGAAAACGAUUGGUUGUGGAUGGAGUCGGUGGGUCUUCGGGCCAGGCUUUCGGAUCUUUGCCGGAUCUUGGCCGUCAUGCAAUAG